Molecule: messenger RNA, 1207 nt
Organism: Gracilinanus agilis (Agile Gracile Mouse Opossum)
Lineage: Eukaryota; Metazoa; Chordata; Mammalia; Didelphimorphia; Didelphidae
Gene: SLC39A9
Product: solute carrier family 39 member 9
Exons: 8
Coding region: 81-1031 (316 amino acids)
Biological process (GO): zinc ion transport; transmembrane transport
Cellular component (GO): membrane
Molecular function (GO): metal ion transmembrane transporter activity
Source: RefSeq, a predicted model, not a curated record
AAGUAAUUAAUCACCUUUUGAAACCCCAAGGGGGUAAAUUGUGAUUUGAUGUUCUUUGGGGUGACUAAAGGACAAGAAAAAUGGAUGAUUUCAUCUCCAUUAGUCUUCUGUCGCUGGCCAUGCUGGUGGGAUGUUACGUGGCUGGAAUCAUCCCCUUGGCUGUUAAUUUCUCCGAGGAGCGACUAAAGCUGAUAACUGUUUUGGGUGCCGGACUUCUUUGUGGAACUGCAUUAGCUGUCAUUGUACCUGAAGGAGUACAUGCACUUUAUGAAGAUAUUCUGGAGGAUCUUCUUGAAAUUUCACUACAUUUAGGAAAGCACCAUCAGGCCAGUGAGGCACAGAAUGCAAUUGCAUCAGACAAAGCAGUAGAAAAACCACUUGUACAUGAACAUGAGCACAGCCAUGAUCACACAAGACUACAUGCAUAUAUUGGCGUUUCCCUUGUCUUAGGCUUUGUUUUCAUGCUGCUGGUGGACCAGAUUGGCAACUCCCAUGUGCACUCUACAGAAGAUCCAGAAGGAGCACGAACCAACAAUUCCAAAAUCACUACCACGUUGGGCCUUGUAGUUCAUGCUGCAGCGGAUGGGGUUGCUUUGGGAGCAGCAGCUUCUACUUCACAAACUAGUGUCCAGCUAAUUGUAUUUGUGGCAAUAAUGCUACAUAAGGCACCAGCUGCCUUUGGCCUGGUUUCCUUCUUAAUGCAUGCUGGACUGGAACGGAACCGAAUCAGAAAGCAUUUAUUGGUCUUUGCACUGGCAGCACCCGUUAUGGCCAUGGUAACCUACUUAGGGCUAAGUAAGAGCAGCAAAGAAGCCCUUUCAGAGGUUAAUGCCACUGGAGUGGCCAUGCUUUUCUCUGCUGGGACAUUUCUGUAUGUUGCUACAGUGCAUGUCCUCCCUGAGGUAGGAGGUUUGGGUCACAGUCACAAGCCUGACUCCGCUGGAGGAAAAGGACUCAGCCGCCUGGAGGUGGCUGCUCUGGUUUGGGGUUGCCUCAUCCCACUCAUUUUGUCAAUUGGACACCAGCAUUAAAUGUUCUGGUUCCAGCCUCUGUCCUUGGUCUUUCAGAAGUCUGAUGUGUGGAUAGCACAUUACAACUGCUCAGUUCCUCAGUCUCUUUGUCUUACCUUGCCUAGCUCCACCAAUAUUUCAGAAGCCCAUUGAGGAUUGUGAUGUAAAGCUCAGAGUACUAGAAAGUUUUUUUAGCA